AUGUCGUCGACAAAGACAGCGCCGCAAACAAUCCAAGGCGGCUGCCUGUGCGAAGGCAUCCGGUACCAAGUCAAUUUCGCACCGGAUUUUGACUUCUCCAAGGGCUGCUCUACAUGCCAAUGUGUGCAAUGCCGCAAGAACGCCGGGGCCGUCAUUACUCACCUCCGCAGGAUAGAGCCGGAGAACAUCACCUUCACGGCCCAGAAGACGCUGAAGAAGUACUACGCCACGCCCGGGAUCGCGCGGGCCUUCUGCGGCGAGUGCGGCAGUUGGUUGUACUGGCACCCCGAGAAGGAUAAUUACCUAGCUCUCGCCAUCGGCACAGUCGACAAGGAGGACUUGCUCAAAUACGGGUCGUUGCUGGCGGAGUUGAAUGUGCACUACUACUGUGCCGAGGAGAUCCCAGGUAUAACUGACAACCUCCCAGGAGAGAAAUUGGAGUAUGACAAUUAG
Clonostachys solani is the source of this 453-nucleotide messenger RNA. The record is from the annotation of a GenBank genome assembly. Lineage: Eukaryota; Fungi; Ascomycota; Sordariomycetes; Hypocreales; Bionectriaceae.